AUGUCAAAGGAAGAGACAAACGUUGGCGUGACGCCGCCUACGUACGACACGGAGAAGACUCCGGUUCACGCUCCCGGCGAUGGCCAUGUUCCUGAGAACUUCCGUGAGGACGACUUCAUGACCCGCAAUGGCUUGAACCUCAAGAGUUUCCAGAGACGUGACUGGGGAACCGGCGACACCGAGCUCGACCGCUCCAUGAAAUCUCGUCACUUGCAAAUGAUUGCCAUCGGUGGCUCCAUCGGUGCUGGUUUCUUCGUCGGUUCUGGUAAUGCGCUUACCAAGGGUGGCCCUGGCUCUCUUCUCAUCUGCUUCCUCAUCGCUGGUGUCAUGAUUUUCAACGUCGUCUACGCUCUCGGUGAGCUUGCCGUUAUGUACCCGGUCUCUGGUGGUUUCUACACGUAUUCGAUUCGCUUCCUCGAUCCUUCCUGGGGUUUUGCCAUGGGCUGGAAUUACGUCUUCCAAUGGGUUAUUGUAUUACCACUCGAACUAACGGUCUGCUCAUUUACGGUACAAUAUUGGAAUGACCAAAUCAGCGUAGCAGUGUGGAUUACCGUGUUCUGGAUUUUCAUUAUUAUCGUCAACGUUUUCGGAACUUUGGGUUACGCCGAAGAGGAGUUCUGGGCGUCUCUCUUCAAGCUCAUUGCCACUGUCAUUUUCAUGGUAGUAGCCAUUGUUCUCAUCUGCGGCGGUGGCCCUGAGGGAGGCAAGUACGAUGAAUUCUGGGGUGACCGCCUUUGGAGAGACCCCGGUGCUUUCCAGAACGGCUUCCGUGGCUUCUGCUCCGUCUUCGUUACCGCCGCCUUCUCAUUUUCUGGUACCGAGCUUGUUGGUCUGGCCGCUGCUGAGUCCACCAACCCUGCCAAGGCCCUCCCUGGUGCUAUCAAGCAGGUCUUCUGGCGUAUCACUAUCUUCUACAUUCUUGGACUCACCUUUGUUGGUCUCCUUGUCAGCUCUACUGACGAUCGUCUCCUGAACUCCGACAACCCUUACGCUGAUGGUGUUUCCCCGUUUGUCCUGGCUCCUCUCGAUGCUGGCCUUCGUGGAUACGACAGCUUCAUGAACAUCGUCAUUCUCGUUUCCGUCGUCUCCAUUGGUGUAUCUUGCGUCUACGGUGGUUCCCGAACCCUCACUGCCCUGGCUCAGCAGGGAUAUGCCCCCAAGAUCUUUACCUAUAUUGACCGGUCUGGUCGUCCCCUUCCUUCUGUCGUUAUCAACCUUGCCUUUGGUGGCCUUGCCUACGUUCGUAUGGCAUCAUCUGGCGGUGUUGUCUUCGACUGGCUUCUGUCCCUCUCUGGUCUGGCUGCUCUCUUCACCUGGGGCUCUAUUUGCGCCGCUCACAUCCGCUUCCGCGCUGCGUGGAAGGCUCAGGGCCACACCCUCGACGAGCUUCCCUUCCGUGCCAUUGGUGGAGUUGCCGGCUCCUGGCUCGGUCUGAUCUUGGUCUUUGUCUCCCUCGCUGCUCAAUUCUUCGUUGCCAUUGCUCCCCCCGGAUCGGAUGGCCUGGGCACAGCCGAGGACUUCUUCAAGUCUUACCUCGCUCUUCCUGUUGUCCUAUUCUUCUGGGCCUGCGGUUACCUCUGGAAGCGCAACGGCUUCCUCAAGCUCUCCGAGAUCGACCUCGACACUGGCCGCCGUGAGCACGACUGGGAUGAGAUCCACGCCUUCCGUGCUAAGGUUGCUAAAUGGCCCAAGUGGAGACAGGCUCUCAACAAGGUCUUUUAA
Molecule: messenger RNA, 1722 nt
Organism: Colletotrichum truncatum
Lineage: Eukaryota; Fungi; Ascomycota; Sordariomycetes; Glomerellales; Glomerellaceae
Product: amino-acid permease inda1
Biological process (GO): amino acid transmembrane transport
Cellular component (GO): membrane
Molecular function (GO): amino acid transmembrane transporter activity
Source: RefSeq, a predicted model, not a curated record